This is a messenger RNA of Toxorhynchites rutilus septentrionalis, 1461 nucleotides long. RefSeq lists its product as uncharacterized. Gene Ontology annotation, molecular function: nucleic acid binding. The transcript has a single exon. The record is from RefSeq and is a predicted model, not a curated record. Gene Ontology annotation, biological process: DNA integration. Bases 1 to 1461 code for a protein of 486 amino acids. NCBI's taxonomy places the organism in Eukaryota, Metazoa, Arthropoda, Insecta, Diptera, Culicidae.
AUGGGAUGGAUAAGUUCUGAUCAACGUAAAUAUCGCCAGUACGUAGGUUUCCGGAUAGGAGAGAUUCUCGAGAAGACAAAUCCCAGAGAGUGGAACUGGAUUCCAUCCGAUUUAAACGUCGCUGAUGACGCUACAAAAUGGAAAGGUGAACUAAGUUUGGAGCCGGACAGUCGAUGGUUCCGUGGACCCGAUUUUUUAUACACGAGGGCCGAGCUUUGGCCUUCAUCGGGAGAAGCAAAUUUUGAGACCGACGAAGAGCAAUGUACAAAAUGGGUUAUGGAGCAUCAUGUCUCAGAUUCAAGAAUCGAUUGGAAACGAUUUUCGCAGUGGCGAAGAUUAAUCCGUACCGGAUACGUGAUCCGGUUUGCUGGUAACGUGAAUGCGAAGGUUCAUAAGGCCACUACAACUCAGGGCCCAUUAGAGCAGCAAGAAUUGGCAUUAGCGGAGGCAUGGGUUUUCCGAACAAUUCAGAAGGAGUUUUACCCACAAGAAAUAUCUGCACUUCAAGAUCCGAGAGAAACGAAACCGAGUUUAGAUCGCAAUAGCAAAUUGUUCAAAUUAUGUCCAUUUCUGGAUGCCAAUGGCGUUAUGCGUAUGGAAAGCCGGAUCAGUCAAGCAGCGUUUGCGUCCUAUGAUACCAGGAACCCUAUAAUCCUCCCACGUGGACACUAUGUCACGGAUCUCGUAGUCAUGUGGUAUCACUGGAAGUUCCUGCAUGAGAAUAAAGAAACGGUGGUCAAUGAGAUGAGACAACGCUUUCACGUAUCAAAUCUUCGAAUAGUUGUACGACAAGUAGCUAAAGAAUGCCCCUGGUGCAAGAUCGUCAAAUCCGUUCCGAAGGUGCCGAAAAUGAGUCCUCUCCCAGCUGCGAGAUUGGGAGCAUUUCAGCGUCCAUUUUCAUUUGUGGGCGUGGAUUACUUUGGCCCCAUCACCAUCAGAGUUUUGCGGAGUAAUGUUAAACGUUGGGUGGCAUUAUUCACUUGUUUGUCCAUUCGUGCUGUUUACCUAGAGGUCGUACACUCUUUGUCCACGGAAUCAUGCAAGAUGGCAGUUCGACGUUUCGUGGCUCGGCGUGGAUCACCGUCCGAGAUAUACAGUGACAACGCAACAAAUUUCUUGGGCGCUAGCAACGAUCUCAAAAGUGAGAGCAAAGGGAUCAAUUUACAGUUGGCUGAUACAUUCACAAACGCUAAUACGAAGUGGUUGUUUAUCCCUCCAUCAUCGCCCCAUAUGGGUGGAGCAUGGGAGCGAAUGGUACGCUCCAUCAAAGUAGCUUUCUACGCCAUUUCUACUACGAAGCUUCCUACGGAGGAAAUGUUUGCCACGGUAUUGGCUGAAGCGGAAGGAAUCGUCAAUUCAAGGCCCUUGACCUUCAUUCCACUUGACGAAGACAAUCAAGAAGCUUUAACACCAAAUCAUUUUUUGCUCAUGAGUUCCAAUGGGGUGUUGCAGCCGUCUUGA